Cylas formicarius (sweet potato weevil) is the source of this 2966-nucleotide messenger RNA. RefSeq names its product exocyst complex component 4. Gene Ontology annotation, cellular component: exocyst; growth cone membrane; synapse. The transcript has 12 exons. Bases 138 to 2942 code for a protein of 934 amino acids. Gene Ontology annotation, biological process: Golgi to plasma membrane transport; exocytosis; chemical synaptic transmission. NCBI's taxonomy places the organism in Eukaryota, Metazoa, Arthropoda, Insecta, Coleoptera, Brentidae. The record is from RefSeq and is a predicted model, not a curated record.
CCACCGUCGCUGUCACAACAAAUAAGUUGGGUUAGGCGUUAACUGUCAUGUCAUAGAUGAGAAGCAAAUGUAAAAUAUGUGGGAGUUGUUUCGCAGCUACGUAGAUAAAUCGUCGAAAUAGCGAGCGGGGCAGUGCGAUGGACCAAUCGCCCCCGAUAAAACCCCCUCGGGGGGUGAAACCCGUAAAGGAAACGAGCGGCCUCUUAAUGUCCGUUAUCCGCACUUUAUCGGCCAGCGAGACCAACGAGCAGCGGGACCGGGAAAAGGCGAAACUCGAGGCGGAUUUCAAAUUGUGCGAUCGGAAAUUGGACGAACUCGUGUCCCAGCACGAGAACGACCUCAAAAAGGUGAUGCACAUUUUCGGGCGAAUAUCGCAGUCGGUAACCGAGAACAGGGAGAAAAUCCGAAAAGUCCGGGAAACGUUGCAAGAUUGCAAGAAGAAAUUGCGAUGUAAACGGGACGAGCUGAAGAAUUUGUGGACAGAAGGGUUGGAGUACAAAAACAUGCUACAGCUUUUAAAUGAAAUCGAGAAAUUGAAUGAAGUACCUAGUCAGUUUGCGAGUCAUUUGAGCCACAAACGGUACCUGCACGCCACCAAACUUUUGGUGGAGGCGGUGGCCUUAGGCCGCGAUCGCCUAAUCGAUGUCGACAGUGUGAAGGAGCUCUGCCUGGAUUUGGAACAAAAAAAGGAACAACUUCAUGUGGAACUGGUUGCCGAAUUGAAACAGCUUUUGUAUACCAAGCCAUCCCAGCAUAUUUUAACACUGAGACGGCAGGGGUCUGGCCGGGACGGAUUCCUGAUCAAUUCUCCCUUAAGAAGAAGCGGCAAAGGAAGAUUGUCCGGCAGAACCCGGUCCAAGGUCGCCAGGAACCUAAUGGAAGACAUCGCGAGGGAAAACAGGGAUUUGUUCAGUGACAAUGUAGAUCUGGACAACGAUUUGGACUUGUCAAUCAACGAGGAAAAUCCCAAACACUACAUGGCAAUAAUAGUUAAGAGCCUGUGCCUAUUGGAAAAGUUGCCUUACUCGAUCGAUGAAAUCGCCAGAGACAUGCAAAUAUCGCUAACCCAAAUCGUACAAAAAUCGACGCAGCACGUCAUAGACUACGCGGAAGGAAUCGAUUCCAAGCUGGCGUUGAAGGAGUUGGUCAACAUACUGUUUGAUCAGUUCAAGGAGGCCUCGGACGCGCACGGCACCUUCUUAAAGUGGGUCGACAAGGCGAUCGCCGCCCACAAAGUAACCUUCAAGCCUUACACUCUACAAUACUACUGGUCGCAAAUCCAAGUCGUGCUCCAGACGUUCCUCAACGAUUACAUGGACUUGCAAAACAUGACGACCGAUUUGCAAAUCAACGCGAUCCCCGAGAACACCGACAUUUCCUUGUACUUCUCGCGCAGAAAGCAACAAAGCAAGAAGAAGACUCUGUUCAAAUUCGAAGGCUCCUCGAGUGCCCUGACCCUCAGCAGCGCAUUAAAGUCGACCAAGAAGGAUAAAGUGCUGAUAUGCAGGCCGCACCCCAACAACAUACUGGUGCUCUUCGUGCCGCUGAUGUGUUUCAUCGAGGACGUGGAGCAGCUUUUGGGCGUGGCCCACGGCACGUGCGCCCUCUACAAGUACGUGACGAUGCACGUGUCCAACGUUUACUUGAAACGCAAGUCGGAUGAAAUCGUCGAGCAAGUGGAGGCUGCUUUCAAGGCCGCGGACGCGUGGAAGACCACCGUCCUGCUCGAUUUGUCGGCGGACUACAAGCCGCUGUUGACGAGUACCGUCAGCGUGGAGAGAUGUAUAAGAGAGUGGAAGGCGGUAUUGCAAGCGCUGCCGCUGUAUAGCGAAAAGAUCGCCGAAUACUCGGUGAAAGCGCUCAGAGAGUACAAAGAAACGUGUUACGCCGCGUACCAGGGCCUGGUGCAGCCGCACUCCGAGGACAAACGGAUAUGCAGCGCCGCGUGGCUCAAAGACGAGGAUAUCAACCGGUUUUUAAAGUCGUUACCCAACUGGCUGAACCUCAAGGCCCAGCAGGAGUCGCACGCGCGCAGCGAGCGCAGCCGCAGGGUGCUGCGCGACCAGCCCUCGGAGGAGGAGAGCCCCGAGGAUGUGCGAAUGAGGAACCGGAAAGAGGCCGAAAUUCUGGCGAGCAAUCUGGGCGAAGGGGGCGUGUCUGCAGCGGAAAUUUUAUCGGACAUGUCGCUGCUCAAGGAACUCGCCACGUUGCAGGAGAGUAUGGAAUGGUUUUCGGUGAGGAUGCUGCAGUACACCAGCGACUUCCGGAUCGAGCCGUCGCGACUAUCGCCGCACAGAGCCGAGAACUCGCACGGCGAUGUCGCCCCGCCCGUCUCGGCCACCACGCUCCACCACCUCACCGGUAUCGCGCAGGAAUUCGACGAACUUGCCAACACGUGCCUGCUCCUGUUGCAUUUAGAGGUUAGGGUACAGUGCUUCCAUUACCUGCUCGCGCAGACGCACCACAACAAAGAGACGCACGAGCCGGACCCGAAGGUGCUCGAGCUAAGCCGCGUGCUCGCCAACGUCGACGAGGCGAUGACCUCGAGCCUGCACCCUCGAAAAUGCAAGUACAUCUUCGAGGGUCUCGGCCACCUCAUAGCGAAAAUAUUGAUCAGUUCCGCGCAGUACAUGCAAGGCAUCGACGACGCGGGCAUCCAGCGUAUGUGCCGCAACAUAUUCGCGUUGCAGCAAACGCUGACCAACAUCACGAUGACGCGGGAGGUGGCCCUCGACCAUGCCCGUCACUACUUCGAGCUAUUUUUCCUCGCGCCCGAGGAGAUCCUCAACGGGAUAGUGGACAAGGGGCCCGAGUUUUCGGAGCUCGAGUACAUGAACGCGCUCCAGCUACUCAACAGGAGCCGUCAGGGAGCCGGGAGUUCGGUGACCGUUCAUCUCGAGCGUCUGUCCGACAUACUGGGAGAAGUGGGCGUUACCGUUUAGUCGGUCACAGUUCAAACAAAGAGA